Naegleria lovaniensis is the source of this 1149-nucleotide messenger RNA. RefSeq lists its product as uncharacterized. Gene Ontology annotation, molecular function: protein binding. The coding region runs from base 1 to 1149 and encodes 382 amino acids. NCBI's taxonomy places the organism in Eukaryota, Heterolobosea, Eutetramitea, Acrasida, Naegleriidae. The transcript has a single exon. The record is from RefSeq and is a predicted model, not a curated record.
AUGAAAUCAUCUCUCGAGUGUGGAAAUGAUGAAUUAUUUUCAAUUUUUCAAUUUUUGGAUCCCCAAAGUAUUUUAAAUUCAUGUGUGAGAGUGAGUCAGAGGUGGAAACAAGUGGCUUGUUGCAAUGCAUUGUGGAAGUAUUUUUGUAAUUCUAUUUUGAUGAAUGAUGUGUUUGAAUGGAAUUUGGAAUUGGAACGUUGUAGGGAGAAGGCCCAUCCUCAUUCUUCCGAUCAUCAUGUUGAUGAAGUAUAUCAAUCAGAUAACAAUUCCGAUCAUGAUGGAAUUUGUAGAAAUGAAUAUUAUUGGUAUGACAUGUUUCGAGCCUUGUUCAGAAUACCAAUUGUUAAAUCAUUUACCAUUAUGGGAAAAGAGAAAAGCAUGCAAUAUAAAUGGAGCCAACUACAGGACUCUUUUGAUUUCCAUGUUAUACCUUUAGACCCAUUCAAUCUAGAGUACGCAAUUCAAGAUUGUUCCGAAGAUUACCAAAAUGAAGACGAACAAGCGGCUUGGUUUAGCGAAUACGCACAACGUAAGAGAGUCCUUCAAUAUGGUUGGAAAUACAUGUAUGCAAAAAUUGCAACACUAUUAUCGAUUUUAAGUAGUGGUUCUCAUUGCACUCCAAAUCCAUGGAAUGAUAAGCUCAUUCUUUCUUCAUUUGAAUAUGAUGACAAUGACAAAACUUGGCAAGUGAAAAAAUCAACAACCAUUUCGGUUGCUGCAUUUUGUAUUUCACAACUGUUUCCUGAAUCAGGAACAAAGAAGUUGAGGGACCUAAUGUCCAUUUCGUUAAAUGACACAAGGGAUUGUCGAAUGUCAAUAUCGCCCAAUAUUGAAGAUUCAAGUCAUGCGAAGCCAUUUUGCUUUUUUGAAUACAUGGAUGAAUAUUUUUCAGAGAAUACCUCUUCUGAGCAGGAAGGUGACAGAAUAGAGCUUGCAGAAAAUGAUACUUGUUCUAGUACGUGUGGUGACACUACUGUCACAAAAACAACGUAUUGCUGGUAUGAUUAUUUGGACGAUCGAUACGAGCAUUUCUUGUGGCUUCCUAUGUUAUUCAAUGCCGGUGGUUGUGUGAGAACGUAUACAUAUAAGGCCAUCUAUUUAGAGCAAAAUUUGAUGAGAGUCGAGAGGUAUUAUGAGUUGGAAUAUUAA